GAUAAUUAUAAUCCAACACAUCUCUGUAGUAGCGUCCAUGUUGAUUCCACAUUCAGACUUAAGAGCACAUGAACACACACUGAAGUCAGAAGAACAACUUAACAACUCGUAAAAUGGGACCACCAGAGGAGCACCUGAAUGCACCGUGAGCCUCUUGCAAUUUGCGACCCUCACCACUAGAUGCCACUAAAACUUACACACUGAACCUUUAAUGUACCGUACAGUACAAUACACCAAACAACUAAAAAAUGAUUCUGCCCCAACAUCCUGUUUUGGUCUGGGACAGGCCAGAGAAACUUGUCCUCCUCCUCCUCCUCCUCCUCCUCCUCUCUGGUGUCCUGGACAUCUUCUUCACAUCUCUCUGGAUCCGUUGUUCCAAAACUGAAUGAACUUACUCAACCCUUUUAUUUAUCUAUUGAAGGUUGUGAUUGGUUUGUGACCAAUUAUGACUCUUUGUGUUUCCACCUGGGUAGCUGUGAGCUAACUGAGCUCAACCUGUGCUGACUUGAGUGAACAAUAUUGAAUGUUAGUGCUUUCUAAAUGACCACAUGGUGUAGGCAAUGAGAAAUGAAGGGAUUUGUGUGUAGAGUUUUGCAGAGACAGUUCAACAAACCUGAAUCAUGUGUUAAAGCAGUUUAGGGAAAUGGGUGUGCUUUUUGACAAAUGGCAUUAUGGUUUUAUAAUUGUUGUUGAAAAGCCUGAUUAUUUUGUUUAAGCCUUCAAGAAAAACUGCAAUUUAUCUUUAAGACACCAGAGAACAUGAACUGACAUGUCAGGUUCAGCAAAGUGCAGCAUGACCUGCCGUCAGUCACCAAAAUGUUGGAUGGACACCAGAGAAAAUAAAAUCCUGGGGAAGUGUAGUACAGACUAAAGUGAAUCAAACUAGUCUAUUAAUAAUGUAAUUUAUUUAGAAGCUGCAGUCACACCUUUCACUGUAUACUGGUGAUUUCUAGUUACAUCAGAUCAGAAGUAAAAGUACUCUAUUACAGGUAAAAGCAAUGCAUCUGUAAAAGUGUCUUUAAAAUGUAUUUCUAGUAUUAAAAGGUACCUCCAGUACAAGAACCUUAAAACUUUACUUGAGUCAUUUAUUUUCGUGCCACUUUCUACUUAAACUCCGCGACAUCUCGGAGGGAAAUAUACUUUACAUAUGAAGUGUUUAUAAAAUAUAAUGUUUUGUUUUAAAUAUAAAUGAAGUACUGCUGAAACGAUUAGUCAAUUAAUUGCCAACUAUUUUGAUGAUUGUAUAAAAACAUUUCAUCGUUUCAGCUUCUCUCAUGAUAAUUUGCAAUUAAAAUCACUUUUGUGUUUGAUUAUUUUCUGAUGGACAGAUGAUACAUAAUUUUUAUUUUUUAUUUAGUUUAUUUACUUACUUGUAUAUGUUGACUACCUCUGGGAUGAACAGUGUUGUGUUGUCUAAAAUAAAGAGAGUGCUGCUCUUUCUGCUUCUUAGUUCAUCAGAUAGGACUUUGUUCUUUCUACACAAACUUUUAUUUUGAAGGUGUGGGAAGACGUGGUACCGGAAGCGCAUUUCCUUCCUUUGUCAGCACGCCAACGUGUUCGUGUGUUCCCGGAGUGAACUAGAGCCUGUAUGUUUGGAUAAACCUUCUUUUAUACAGUCAGUGGGAUAAACGUGUUAAAGUGGAAACUUUGGUUUCACCUUUCAUCUCCUGUUAGCCACGAAUGCUAACUGAAGUUAGCUUAGCUUGCUAGCUGGAAAUAGACGGAACUCGGCCACACAGCGCUGGUUGGAGGAACUCUGAGUCCAAACUGUGUUUUUCAUUUGUUUAAAAUGUCUAAAGUCCAGAUGCUGAGAGGUUUUAUCAACCAGCGACUAACUGCGGCUGCUGAAGAGAUAUUUGGGCUGUUUGAAAGAACGAUAUCAGAGUACGAGGAGGAACUCUGUCGUUCCAAAGAGGAGAACCAGAGACACAGGAAACUACUGGACGCUGUUUUCCAGCCUGAAGUCCGGUUACACAGAGCAGACGUCCAGCAGCUGUUGGUGAGUAAAGAAGAGGUUCCACCUGAGCAGCAGCAGUGGAGCCCCAGGCUGGACCAGGAGGACCCACCAGAGCCGUCGCACAUUAAAGAAGAACAGGAGGAACUCACGACCAGUCAGGAGGGAGAGCAGCUUCCAGAGCUGGAGGAGGCUGAUAUCGCCAACUUCCCAAACGUCCAGCAGCUGUUGGUGAGUAAAGAAGAGGUUCCCCCUGAGCAGCAGCAACAGUGGAGCCCCAGGCUGGACCAGGAGGACCCACCAGAGCCGCCACACAUUAAAGAGGAACAGGAGGAGCUCUGGAACAGUCAGGAGGGAGAGCAGCUUCCAGGACUGGAGGAGGCUGAUAUCACCAAGUUCCUAUUCACUCCUGUCCCUGUGAAGAGUGAAGAAGAUGAUGAAGAGAAACCUCAGUCCUCACAGCUUCAUCAAAGCCAAACUGAAGCUAACAGAGAUGCAGAUAAUUUGAAAACAGAAACAGAUGGAGAGGACUGUGGAGGGCCAGAACCAGCCAGGAACUUUAAUCCAGAUAGUCCUUUACAAGCAGAUACUCAUGACCAGACUUCACUCUGCUCUGAACCUGAGACUGAUGAUAGUUGUGAUUGGGAGGAGACCAGGAAACCUCAGCCAGGUUUAAACCCUCUGCAAAACAAUGAAGUACCUGUAAGUGAUCAGGAAUGUAACACUGGAGGAACAUCAGUUAGCUCCUCUGAAUGUGCUGCAAGAUUUGGUAACAAGGGACAUCUGCAGAACCACAAUGGAACCCAAACAGGUGUGAAACCAUUUAGCUGCUCAGUUUGUGGUAAAAGAUUCACACAAAAGGCAUAUCUGCGACGACACUCUACAGUCCACACAGGGGAGAAACCAUUUAGCUGCUCAGUUUGUGGUAAAAGAUUCACACAAAAGGGAAAUCUGAGACUACACACUAAACUCCACACAGGGGAGAAACAGUUUAGCUGCUCAGUUUGUGGUAAAAGAUUCACAGAAAAGGCAAGUCUGAGACGACACUCUACAGUCCACACAGGGGAGAAACCAUUUAGCUGCUCAGUUUGUGGUAAAAGAUUCACAGAAAAGGGAAGUCUGAGACGACACUCUACAGUCCACACAGGGGAGAAACCAUUUAGCUGCUCAGUUUGUGGUAAAAGAUUUGCACAAAAGGGAACUCUGCGACGACACUCUACAGUCCACACAGGGGAGAAAAAUUUUAGCUGCUCAGUUUGUGGUAAAAUAUGCAAAGACAAGGGAACUCUGCGACGACACUCUACAGUCCACACAGGGGAGAAACCAUUUAGCUGCUCAGUUUGUGGUAAAAGUUGCAAAAACAAGGGAUCUCUGCGACGACACUCUACAGUCCACACAGGGGAGAAACCAUUUAGCUGCUCAGUUUGUGGUAAAAGAUUCACACAUAUGGGAACUCUGAGACUACACGCUAAAGUCCACACAGGGGAGAAACAAUUUAGCUGCUCAGUUUGUGGUAAAAGAUUCACACAUAUGGGAACUCUGAGACUACACGCUAAAGUCCACACAGGGGAGAAACAAUUUAGCUGCUCAGUUUGUGGUAAAAUAUGCAAAGACAAGGGAACUCUGCGACGACACUCUACAGUCCACACAGGGGAGAAACCAUUUAGCUGCUCAGUUUGUGGUAAAAGAUUUGCACGAAAGGGAAAUCUUGGACCACACUCUGCAGUCCACACAGGGGAGAAACCAUUUAGCUGCUCAGUUUGUGGUAAAAGAUUCACAGAAAAGGGAAGUCUGAGACGACACUCUACAGUCCACACAGGGGAGAAACCAUUUAGCUGCUCAGUUUGUGGUAAAAGAUUCACACAAAAGGGAACUCUGAGACUACACGCUAAACUCCACACAGGGGAGAAACCAUUUAGCUGCUCAGUUUGUGGUAAAAGAUUCACAGAAAAGGGAAAUCUAAGACGACACUCUAAAAUUCACACGGGAGCGUUUAGUUCCUUACUCGGCUCCACAGUGUCAAAAGAUACGCAAACGGUAAAAAAUGAAGCUGCUUUUUGAAUGUUGGUCAGAGUCAAGAAUUUCCAAAUCAACAUUUAGGGCUGCACGAUUAAUCUAAUUGCCGUCGCGAUGUGGUCAUGUGCGAUUACAUAACUGCAAAAAGUGUGCGAUUUAAGCAGAAAAAGUUAUGCCGAGUUUUGCAUGGCUGCCGAGAAUUGCAUGCAAAACUCGGCUACUGCUUUUAAACGCUAUACUAUCCUUCCUGGGGUUCAUCAAUGGUGACAAAUGAUUCGGAGUGGCCUAUUUAACCUUCUUUUUUUUUUUGAACGUUUAGAGUCGUUAAUAUUUCGUUACACACAUUCAUUGAGAAUCAGCUAAAAUAUGUGGUGAUAACCGUGUUUGAUCAAUGAGCACAGCAAAGUGUCUGAAAAGGACUUUAAGAGGUGGAUGCAGAAUUCACCAGAAGAGAUGUUGUAGGCUACCUGCAGAGAUUUGCAUCCACCUCUCUUGUCAGCAUAAAUGAGCGUUAUCAGCCGCGAGGUGCAUGCAACUCUCAGCAGGCAGGAAGAAUUCGGCACAACACCUGUUGCUCUGUGACAGAGACAGUUACAGCAACGUUACGUGUCGUUGGCAGCUAAAGCGGUACGACAGAAGAAAACAGGGAUAAGAUAAAGAAGAUUUGGCUUUGGAUUGCUGGCCAGUUAACAUUAGCUGUAUUGCUGCCUUUUGAUUUUCAACUUUUCCUAAAUCUAUAAAGCCGAUGUAUGUCACAGUCAUCAUUUAAAGAGUUAUUUUAUAGUGUAAAAUUAGGAUCACAGUGUUACAACUCUAUAGCUCUGAGUGUAUCUGCUCCUUUUUGUAUCUGUAACUGUCCAGGCUCAGCAGUAGCACAUGUAUGUGCGUAAGCAAGCACGUGUGCUUUGUGAGCACAGUGAACACAGCAAGGCAUCAUCAAAAACACCAGCAAAGGAAGUUGUAGAAGCAGAAUUAGCCAAAAUUGUGUUACAAAACAUACGUCAAUAUAGUCCAUCACAGUCAGAAUGUCCUGUCUCUAAUACACAGCACAAAAGACACCAGCUUAUUCCACAAAGUGAGGUUUUUGGUUAAAAUAGCAUGAUCAGCAUGGACACAGAGAGGGGGACUAGUGCAGACACAAAGACAGACAUUGUGCAGUAAUCAGUGAUUAUCUUUAAUGAGUAAUAAUCAUUAAUUAGUAUUAAUCAUUUUCUUUUUACCUAGAUGUGCCUUAUUUUUUACUUAUAAGUAGUGAACUUUAGUCAGGAAUGCAGUAACGAGCUCACUGUGGUUCAGAUCCCUGAGUGGGAGCAUUGGCUGCAGACACUGAGACUACGUACACCUUGUUCAACUGUUAUCUACUGUAGAGUUAUGACUGCAGGUGAGGCUGCAGAUGUUCAAAAUCUGCUGACAAGUGCAUGCUUUGGUCUACUGUUAUCUACUGUUGUUAUGAUUACAUGAGGAAUUGCUGAUGUGUUAGUCUGCUGAUAUUAAGACUACAUGUUUAAUUACUGAUUAUGGGGUUGAUUGUCAACUUCCAACCUCUGAUGCUUAGAGCCUGUGUGAACUUUGAGUGAAGUUGCUGAAGGAAUCUUUGCUGAGCAGAAAGACGACAGACACAGCCAGCACAACAUCAAGAUUACUGUAAGAAACCAAGCAUUAAUGAAAGAUACAGCAGUACAUAAGUUAUUCUUGUUUUCAUUUUUAAGAAAUAAAAUUGUGUGUCAAAUAAAGCAUGCGUAACUCUGCGUAAAGUCAACCAUACAGUAAUAAAUGACAGCUGGAGAACAGUGUUAAUUGGUAAAAAACAACACAACAGCAGAGGAAAAGAAGUUUACCAUAAGGAAAAGAGGGGGCAGUCCGGCCCAGAAGGGGUUAUAUAAGGCUGUCUUCUGACCACUGGGUUGACUCCAUCCUCUGACCUGCAGGGAUGUUGUACGGGUUUAUCUGUCCUGCUUUGGAAUAAACUCUUUUGCACCGACUCUUGACCAUUUCCAGAGAAGUUUUUGAUUGCAAAAUUGACUAUAAUGGAAAGUUAGAGUAUUUUUUGACAAAGUUUAUAAAGCUGGUGGAGGUGGGAUUCAGGCUUAACUGGCCCAGCCUGGUCGCACAUCUGACCCAACAUCCUCCCGUGGUGUUGUAGUUCUUUCUUUCGCUAGUCCAAAUAUAAUAUGCUGUGUUACGACUACAAAGACCAAGAUGCAGCUGUCGUGUUAUUGCUGCGAGUCUCUUUCGGAUUGUACCGCACAUAUAAAACGGUUUUAUUCUCCAGCUGUGCGAAAGUGCAACCUUAGCAACUCUUGCCUGAAAGAAUCAGAGCUUAGGGGCUGGUUUAAACCAGUCGCUAUCAGCGUUUUUGAAGCCUACUGUCGCUGCUUAAUGAAUGAGUGUCGCUCCUAAACUUUCACACGAUCAUUAAUGAUUUCAGUAAGUUAUGGUAACACUGAGCGCAUGGCUGUGUCCCUCUCCUCAUUCAAAAUUUGCGGAGGAUAAGAUUAACAUUAAGUUGUCGGGUUACAGCUCAGUCCUGUACUGCACAUCUUGAUAGUUAAAUUAUAAGAAAGGAUGUUGGUGACCACGGAGGAGCUGAGGUUAGUAACGUUAAAGCUAAUUAGGUAAACUGGUCCUUUUAAGCUAAUGAGCAGAUUAUUCUUUUGGGUUUUAAUGUACAAAUGAAUUGCUUGUAAUUAUACAGAAGACAGGUGGUUCUCAUGUUGCCUGUUUUUUAUGUUAAUUUCUACAAAUGUAUAAAGCAGUAAAUUUAGACACAAAAGGCAAACAUGAAUAAUCCUCUCUGUAAUAAUUCUGAGGUCAUGUUACCGGUGUUUUCCUGCCAUUAUAAGGCGAUGACGCUCAAAACUGCUUGGUGCUGCGCCAUGAAUUUAAAAUCAUUGUGGAGAGCAACAAAACUAAUCACACAGAUUAACAAACUAAUGGUUAUAAUUCAAAAUUAGACUUAUUUAGCAAGUUUAGCUUUUAGGGUGUAGUUUAUUCAGAUCUGCUCUAGAUUUUCCUACUUGUCAUUCACAGUGGUGGUAAUAACAAUGUUCCAAAAUUAUGUGGAAUUGCAUAUUUCUGUACUGGAAAACAUUCUUGGGGGAUGACGCCCAAACCCCCUGCACAUAAAUACCAUGUGAAAGCAUGUUUUAAUCCCCACGGACAUUAUUAUUAUUUGUAAAUGUACUUGCUUUGCACCUGCCUCAACUUCUCUUCUUCCUGCGCUGUUAAUUACUUAGCUUAUCAAGGUCAUCGUCCAUCCUGGUGUUUCGUUGUUGAAAUCACCCAACCCUAAUUUUUAACACAUUUAUUUACUCUGCGCGUCUCGUACAAAAGUGAGUCCACCCCUCACAUUUUUGUAAAUAUCUGAUCAUAUCUUUUCAUGUGACGACGCUGAAGAAAAGACACUUUGCUGCAAUGUCCUCACUUUAGUUGCCAGCAGUUUAGACAUUAAUGGCUGUGUGAUGUGUUAUUUUGAGGGGACAGCAAAUUUACACUGUUAUACAAGUUGAACACUCACUACUUUACAUUGUAGCAAAGUGUCAUUUCUUCAGUGUUGUCACAUGAAAAGAUGGAAUCAAAUAUUUAAAAAAUGUGAGGGUUUUAUUCACUUUUGUGUAUAUUGUAUAUAAAUACAAGAAAUAGCAUUGUACUGUGGUGGAAGAAAUACCCAGUUUGUAAAUUACAAAUAUCACACUGAAAAUACUCCACUGCAAGUAAAAGUCCUGCAUUGAAAACCUUACUCAAGUAAAAGUAAGUAUUAUCAUGUGGAGACCGACUAAAGGCUUACGUUGUACAAGGAAAAGAGAUUUUGUGAUACACAUGAGAACCCACACAGGUGAGAAACAGGAUAUUUUCACCAGUGUAGAAAAAGUUGCAUAGACGCGUGAAUCCAAUCUGAGGAGAGUCCUUAUAUCUGCUCAGUUUGUAGUAAGGGUUUUUGACAACACGUUUUGACCCUACGGGAGAUUCAGCUGCAGUGUGAGAAGUAUACUGAACUUUGAUUCCUCCAAAAUCACAUAUUACAUAUAGAUAUUUUGCUAACAUAUAAUUUGUUAUAAAUGUUAGUUUGUUGUCCAUGUAGAGUAAACUAGAUGUCUGCGUGUUGUUUAUAUGCUCUGAUAAUUAUAAUCCAACACAUCUCUGUAGUAGCGUCCAUGUUGAUUCCACAUUCAGACUUAAGAGCACAUGAACACACACUGAAGUCAGAAGAACAACUUAACAACUCGUAAAAUGGGACCACCAGAGGAGCACCUGAAUGCACCGUGAGCCUCUUGCAAUUUGCGACCCUCACCACUAGAUGCCACUAAAACCUACACACUGAACCUUUAAUGUACCGUACAGUCCAAUACACCAAGGCAAGGCAAGUUUAUUUGUAUAGCACAUUUCAACAAUAAGGUAAUUCAAAGUGCUUUACAUAAAACAUAAAAGCAACAUAGGGAAAUUGAAAAAAUACACAUUAAUAAAUAAUAACAAAUUAUUCUGCCCCAGCAUCCCGUCUUUGGUCUGGGACAGGCCAGAGAAACUCGUCCUCUUCCUCCUCUCCCUACCGCACUUCCUCCUCCUCCUCUCUGGUGUCCUGGACAUCUUCUUCACAUCUCUCUGGAUCCGUUGUUCCAAAACUGAAUGAACUUACUCAGCCCUUUUAUUUAUCUAUUGAAGGUUGUGAUUGGUUUGUGACCAAUUAUGACUCUUUGUGUUUCCACCUGGGUAGCUGUGAGCUAACUGAGCUCAACCUGUGCUGACUUGAGUGAACAAUAUUGAAUGUUAGUGCUUUCUAAAUGACCACAUGAGAAAUGAAGGGAUUUGUGUGUAGAGUUUUGCAGAGACAGUUCAACAAACCUGAAUCAUGUGUUAAAGCAGUUUAGGGAAAUGGGUGUGCUUUUUGACAAAUGGCAUUAUGGUUUUAUAAUUGUAGUUGAAAAGCCUGAUUAUUUUGUUUAAGCCUUCAAGAAAAACUGCAAUUUAUCUUUAAGACACCAGAGAACAUGAACUAACAUGUCAGGUUCAGCAAAGUGCAGCAUGACCUGCUGUCAGUCACCAAAAUGUUGGAUGGACACCAGAGAAAAUAAAAUCCUGCGGAAGUGUAGUACAGACUAAAGUGAAUCAAACUAGGCUAUUAAUAAUGUAAUUUAUUUAGAAGCUGCAGUCACACCUUUCACUGUAUACUGGUGAUUUCUAGUUACAUCAGAUCAGAAGUAAAAGUACUCUAUUACAGGUAAAAGCAAUGCAUCCGUGAAAGUGUCUUUAAAAUUUAUUUCAAGUAUUAAAAGGUACCUCCAGUACAAGAACCUUUAAAACCGUACUUAACUACAAAUUUGAGGUACUUUUACUUUACUUGAGUCAUUUAUUUUCGUGCCACUUUCUACUUAAACUCCGCGACAUCUCGGAGGGAAAUAUACUUUACAUAUGAAGUGUUUAUAAAAUAUAAUGUUUUGUUUUAAAUAUAAAUGAAGUACUGCUGAAACGAUUAGUCAAUUAAUUGCCAACUAUUUUGAUUGUAUAAAAACAUUUCAUCGUUUCAGCUUCUCUCAUGAUAAUUUGCAAUUAAAAUCACUUUUGUGUUUGAUUAUUUUCUGAUGGACAGAUGAUACAUAAUUUUUAUUUUUUAUUUAGUUUAUUUACUUACUUGUAUAUGUUGACUACCUCUGGGAUGAACAGUGUUGUGUUGUCUAAAAUAAAGAGAGUGCUGCUCUUUCUGCUUCUUAGUUCA
This is a messenger RNA of Micropterus salmoides (largemouth bass), 9680 nucleotides long. RefSeq names its product oocyte zinc finger protein XlCOF6-like. NCBI's taxonomy places the organism in Eukaryota, Metazoa, Chordata, Actinopteri, Centrarchiformes, Centrarchidae. The transcript is spliced from 3 exons. Gene Ontology annotation, molecular function: DNA-binding transcription factor activity, RNA polymerase II-specific; RNA polymerase II transcription regulatory region sequence-specific DNA binding. The coding region runs from base 1790 to 4015 and encodes 741 amino acids. Gene Ontology annotation, biological process: regulation of cytokine production; regulation of immune system process; negative regulation of transcription by RNA polymerase II. Gene Ontology annotation, cellular component: nucleus. The record is from RefSeq and is a predicted model, not a curated record.